UCACUUUCGUUCUCGGUUUCCAGGGGAAGGGACGCUAAUCAGCUGGUUUCUCAGAAAGCACCGGGGAGGGGGCAUGCUGGAGUGGCCUAUAAGAGGGCUUGGGGAAGGCGCCCGGCUCCAAGCCCCCUAGUAGGCAACAGGAUGUGGAGGAACAUGACCCGCGCGCCCGCCUUGGCGCUGCUCGGCUCGCUCCUCGCCGCCGCCGCCACCGCCUCCUCGUCGGGAUCUCAAAUCCUGCCGGUCGUCGAGGCAGCAGCUGAGAAGCGGAGAAAGGGCAUCCUGGCAGGGACGUGGGUAAAUGAGCUGGGCUCCAAGAUGGUCCUCAACCCUCCCAAUGAAGCUGGUCAGUUCUCAGGCUCCUACCUGACAGCCGUGUCAGCUGCGGAGAAGCGCAUCCAGGCGUCUCCCCUUUUCGGAGUCCAGCACGAUCCCAAGGAGCAGGAGCAGCCCACCUUUGGCUUUGCAGUCAAGUGGACAUUCUCGGACUCCACUGCCGCCUUUGUGGGUCAGCGCUUUGUAGAUGCAAGUGGAAAAGAGUCCUUGGAGACAAUGUGGCUUUUGCGGGAGGAGGCAAAAUCUCCCGAGGAUGACUGGAAGGCGACUCGGAUUGGCAGGAAUGUCUUCACCCGUGUGAAGUGACAGGGGCCAGGUGCUGCAGACUCGCUCGCUUCUCCUGCUCUCACGUUGGAUCUGCUGGAAGGAGAUGCCCCUUUCUCUUCUUGGCUGCAACAUUUAAAACCGCCACUUCAACACAUUUACUCGAGGCAGAGGGACCAGCCCUACCUCCACCGUACCUGGAGAAAGAGCCUGGCCAAAUUAAGCGGCUCAGCAUCUUCCCCAAUAAAGCACCAGCAGAGCCAUACAA
Rhineura floridana is the source of this 865-nucleotide messenger RNA. Its product is annotated as avidin-like. The coding region runs from base 142 to 639 and encodes 165 amino acids. The record is from RefSeq and is a predicted model, not a curated record. The transcript is spliced from 4 exons. NCBI's taxonomy places the organism in Eukaryota, Metazoa, Chordata, Lepidosauria, Squamata, Rhineuridae. Gene Ontology annotation, molecular function: biotin binding.